Molecule: messenger RNA, 3494 nt
Organism: Chara braunii
Lineage: Eukaryota; Viridiplantae; Streptophyta; Charophyceae; Charales; Characeae
Source: the annotation of a GenBank genome assembly
AGGGAUGACAAGUGGAGAAGUGAAGGAAAGGAAAUGGGUGGCAUAUCCUGGCAUUAAUUUUCGGCGAUGAUUAAGAUGAUGGUCUGUGACAAGGACCGUUUUGCUCAAUGGGGGUCUCACAUCAGUAAAGAUGCAGGAAAGAUGGUGGCCAUAUUGGAACUUCCCAUGCCAUCAUUAAAGCUGGUUAGUGAUGGCGGACACCUGAUUGUGGGUCUGAUGAAGGAGACGACUGAAAGCUUUGCUGUUGAAGUUGGAAGAGUGAAUAAUAUGGAUUCUUUCUUUCGUGUGCAAGAAGGAAGAGGUGGAGGUGGGGAUGGAGAGAAGGGGGACAGCAAUGCCCUCGUUUCCAUAAACGAUACCCGUCCAAAAGUUGUCAUGGAAGGUGGCGAAGGACUCGUGGACGGAGGGGAGAAGGGGAAUCGUAACCUCCCGUCCGCUGCGGAUGUCCAUGGGGCAUCUGGUUUGGUGAAGGGUGCGGCGAACUGGUUGGCAGCGAAAGAUGGAAAGCAAACCGAUGAUGUAAAGGCGGUGCACUCGGCUGUGGAAAAAGAUGUGAUGGGAACAAUAGGGAAACUGACAUUGCGAGACGGUGAUGAUGGGGCUCCGGUUGCAGCCAGGGGAUUAACGUUGGGUGAGCAUCCUUGUCAAAAUCCAAUGGUUGGAGAAGGAGAUAGAGAAGAUCCCAGAAGUAGGGAAAGCGCAGAUGAAGCAUGCCACGGGGAGUCUGCAGAAGGCAAAUUUUGCUCUGGGGAAGUAGCACAGUCAGCGUUGAAUGACGAGAUGGCUGAUGUGCGUGAGUCCUGUCCGGGUGUAGGAAUCAAAGGAUCAGAUGCGGGGACUGGAGACUCAGCGGUGGUCCCUAAGCCCUCUGCGCCCUUGCAGUUUUCUCAAUUGCCGUCUAUUCUUCCAUCAAGCGAUUGCCGGGACUCCGACUCGGUGCCUAACAGUGCUCACCUCGCUGUUCCUUUGGGAGGUAAUGCCGACUUUCUGGGCAAUAAGGAAACAGCAGAGGAGCUACCAAGUUUGGUCCAGGGUGAAAGUUUCUUGCACGUGGAAGCAGACAAAAAUAUCGGACCUUUGCCGUCCCCGACGUGCCAUGGAUCGGGUGGGGAUCGGCUGGGGGAGGCAAACAGAGCAGUUGGAAAGGACUCGGAUUCUCCUCGAUUUCAAGCAAUCCUCUGUGCUACGAACGGCGAGUGCAGCACAUCUGAGCUGCCGAUGGAGGUCGUGAUGGAAGACUGCGCUCCUGUGUCCAAGGCAGGUGCUGAAGCAUGCAAAGGAUCUCUGCAUGGCAACCAGGGUUGCACCCUCCGACGGUCGGCGGCCCUUGACUGGUCGGCUGCUGACCCGCCGACUGAACCGCUGGUGAUUGAGAUUCUGAGGGAGAAGUUCGCUGCUGCUAAGAAAGAGGUCGAUGGCGAACUGGAGGUGUUUGCAGGGGAAAUUGUUGACCUGAUGCACGAGUAUGCAGAUAACCCGCCUUGCAGGGACUGGAAAGACAGGGCUAGGUACUUGUUGCAAGUUGUAACAAAGUGUGCGAAGAUGGAGCUGAAUGAAUUCAGAUGGGAGUGCGAGAAGGUUGUCCAGGAGCUGGAUGACGAGAGGCAGGCGGCCACAGAGCCGCUGAAGAAGCUGUACACGAGGCUCCUUUUUAACUUAACCCGUUGUACUCGUCUCCUUCAGUAUCAAGAGGGUGUGAUGCAUGAUGAUACCAUCUCAAGGUCGUCAAGCAAGACGGCCUCCACAGAUGGACGGCAACUGAAAGCGUCAGGGCUGGUGUCGCCAGUGAAGUUGAAACUAGAUACUGAGGGUGUUAAUAAUAAUGUGGUUAUGGGAGAACGAAGCACUUGUAAUAUACCAGUAGGUUGUUUCGAUGAGCACAUUAAGUCAGUAGGUGCGGAGAAAGAGGAUUCGGGAAAACCAGUGAGAGUAGAGGGGUUUUGCAAGGAUAUUGUAGAGGAGGAGCUAAAAAUAGAACUGAAGUUAGUUGAUGAGGUGAUUGGGAGAUUAGAGGUGAGUGAGGAGAAUGAUCUGUGUAUGCGUGAAGCUGUGGAGGAUUCUGAUAUCAAAGGGGCAGGUUUGGACAAGCUUGACAGCGGUGAUGGGACAGUUCAGGUGCAGGCAGCGGACAGGGAUGGUGAUAGAUGGCAGGUGUCAGAAGUGGAGGAGAAAGGACACCGAGAGCGACAGAGUUGUGGAAAGAGGGAACAGCAAGAUCAGCACCAGCCAGAGGAAAAUACGGAAAAGGGAGACGGGAAAGAGGGUGAUUGCCUAUGGACAGGGGUAGUUGGGCAACAUGCUAGAAGCUUUAGCGAAGUCGUAGAGCGAACCAUCGGCAGAGAAGAUGCUUAUCGAAUGGAAGAAGGCUGUGCUAGGAAUGGGGAGGCAGGUGAUGCUGUAGGGGAAGGUAGCAAGGGGGGGUGGUAUGGACGUGGAUUUGAAAAUGAGAGGGUAUGUGAAGGACAGGGGGAUGAGGAAUAUAAUGAAGAGGUGAGGGAUGAUAUCGGUGGGGGUAACAGCGGGGACGGGGAUGACGGGUAUAAUGGGGGGGAUGAGGAGUUUGAAGAAAGAUGUGGCUAUAUGGAUGAUGAGUAUUAUUUUCCUGUGGUGUGCCGAAUAUGUGAAAUAGAGGUAAACUCAGCAUUUUUUGAGGAACAUUCUAGGCUUUGUUCUAUUGCGUACCGAUGUGAGGCAAAGGGAAUGUCGAUUGAUGACAAGCUGAAGAGGUUGAGUGACGCUUUACUCCAGCUGAUCACUGACGAACCGUAUUCUUCACCAUCACAAGCAAGGUGGCAUGGUUCCUGCGGGACGAGUGAAAGCACGCAAGAAGCAAGUACUGCAGUAGGGGCUGCCGGUGGUUGUGGGGGAGGAGUAGGGGGAGGAGGUCCAGGUCGAGGUGGAGGUGGAGGAGGAGGAGGAGGAGGAGGAGGAGGAGGAUUAGGGGGAGGAGACGGUGUAGGCGUAGGUGUAGCAGGGGUCGGUGGACAAGGAGGUGGUGUGCUGGUUAGGCCGUCAAGUCCUGAAUGUGAUGGGUGCCAGGUUUCUGGUAGCCAUGGAAUGUAUGGAUCAGGUUCUGGUCCUGGAUCUGGUGAUGAUCUGGGCUCCGGAUCCGCAGCCACUGCAAGUUCCAGUUCGCAUGGUGCCAUGUCAAGCAGAUCCGUCAGUGUAUCCACUGCCCAAGAAAGUUUUGUUGGCCUCAUGUAUACGAAGAACGGAGCUCUCCGCAAACAGGUGGAUGAAUUGGCAGAUAUUGCGAGCUGUGGUGCGUGGGUUCUUCCCACAGAUGAGGAUUGGGAACAAGAAUGCAGCACACGCAUCUCAGACGUGGUGGAAAUCAUUGAAGACCGAUCUAAGCAAAGUCAGGUCACAGCAACUUUUGGCGAGCGGAUCUUGGCCUUGCUAGAGUGAGAACAUGUUCCCUUUCCCUCAACUAACUGGGAAUAAUCCUUUCCUCACCGGAUAGGAACUGGUUGGCGCUGGCAUUUGCCAAACUG